Messenger RNA from Astyanax mexicanus (Mexican tetra), 3028 nucleotides. RefSeq names its product gastric inhibitory polypeptide receptor (gene gipr). The transcript is spliced from 14 exons. The record is from RefSeq and is a predicted model, not a curated record. The coding region runs from base 398 to 1957 and encodes 519 amino acids. Gene Ontology annotation, biological process: adenylate cyclase-modulating G protein-coupled receptor signaling pathway; cell surface receptor signaling pathway. Gene Ontology annotation, cellular component: plasma membrane. NCBI's taxonomy places the organism in Eukaryota, Metazoa, Chordata, Actinopteri, Characiformes, Acestrorhamphidae. Gene Ontology annotation, molecular function: G protein-coupled peptide receptor activity; gastric inhibitory peptide receptor activity; peptide hormone binding.
CCUUUCUCUCUCUCUCACUCACAAACACGCGCGCGCUCGCACGAUGUGUAUGUGUUGAGCGGGUGGCCGGGCUGUCUGUACUCUGGGCUACUUUUCACUUAUUAUAAAGCUGUGCUGCUGAAUUUAGUGGACAUGUCGAGACUGGACCUCUGAGCUGAAUUCUCCUCAGAACAGCAGGAGCUCCAGCAGGAGCACAGAAUCUAACAUUUCACCCUCAGUCCACUCUCUCAACAUCCUGACACACCGAGAGAGGGAUACAGUUUCUCCCCCACAGGACUUCUCCAACCGGUGCUAUCUGACAGCCUGCGGCUGUGUGAGGAUGGGAUGCUGUGUGUAUGGCUGGGUGAAUGCCCAGCACUGAGAUGUUUGGCCCUCCAUCUCGGUGCCUGUCUUAGUAAUGAAGAGCACCCCUGCCGUCCUCCUCCUCACUCUAUCUGUCCUGUGCAGAGCGGAGUGUGUGUGUGGGAAGACGGUGAAGGAUACGGUGCAAGAAUGGAACAGAUAUCAAAACGCGUGCCUUGUGAAGUUGAACUCAGAUCCCACCCCCUCAGGAUUGUUCUGCAGACGCAUGUUUGAUAUGUACGCCUGCUGGCCAGAUGGGGUGCCCAACACCACAGUCAAAGUGCCCUGUCCCUGGUAUUUGCCCUGGCAUGACCAAGUGCACACUGGGUAUGUACUACGGGAAUGUGGUCCAGAUGGUCAGUGGCACACCAACAACACUAGCCGCACCUGGAGAGAUCACUCGCAGUGCAGUGCUGAUAGCACCAAGCAGAGAGAAGAGGAGUAUCAGAUACUGAUCCUGGCCUACUUUAGAGUGAUGUACACAGUGGGUUACUCCUUGUCUCUGACCAGCUUGUCUCUGGCCCUCAUCAUUCUACUUCUAUUUAGGAAACUCCGCUGCACUCGGAACUACAUCCACACCAACCUUUUUGCCUCCUUCAUCCUGCGUGCUGUGUCCAUCCUCACACGUGAUGCUCUUCUCACCAGAGAUGCUCCCGAGUUUAGAGACAACAGUGAUGUGUCCAGUGUCCUGAGUGACCAGGCUCUGUCUGGCUGCCGCAUCGCUCAAGUGCUCAUGCAGUACUGCGUGGGAGCCAACUACUUCUGGCUGCUAGUGGAGGGCCUGUACCUCCACAACCUCCUGGUGCUCAUGGUGUUCUCUGAGAACAGUUACUUCUGUGGUUACCUCGCCAUCGGGUGGGGUGCUCCAGUACUCUUUGUGGUGCCGUGGAUAGUAAUGCGCUACCUGUAUGAGAACACAAGGUGCUGGGAGAUCAAUGAAAACAUGGCCUAUUGGUGGAUCAUUCGAACCCCAAUCCUCCUGGCAAUUUUAGUAAACUUUUUCAUAUUCAUAAGGAUUAUCAAAAUUCUCAUCUCCAAAUUAAAAGCACAUCAGAUGAGAUAUACAGACUAUAAAUUCAGGCUGGCCAAGUCCACCCUGACCCUCAUUCCCCUCCUGGGAAUUCAUGAAGUGGUAUUUGCUGUGAUGACAGAGGAGCAGACUGAGGGUGUUCUACGCAAUGUCAACCUCUUCUUUGAACUCUUCUUCAACUCCUUUCAGGGCUUACUGGUGGCCAUUUUAUACUGUUUUGUUAAUAAGGAGGUUCAGUCAGAAAUCAAGAAGAAGUGGCAGCGAUGGAGGCUGGGAAUUAGCGUGCUAGACGAUCAACGCAACACUGGAAGCCACACACCACAGGGGGGCACCGGGCUCCAGUGCCACUACGACCACCCCUGCCAGCCAGACUGUCCUGAGGGGAGCAGCAGCCACCUGUGUUUGGACGCUCCGCCUCCCUCAGCCCAACUGUCUCUCCACCAGCAUCAUCAUCCUGGAGCUAAGAAGGGCAAAGCCUACUGCUACAUCUCUGCCAAGAAGCAGGUGCUGAAUGGGAUAGACCUGCCAGCACCAGGCCACUGCGGGGUAGAGGGAGUGAACAGAUACUCUGAGAGCUACUGCUAAGACCAUGUGGAAAUAUACCUUUUUGUAAAGAUCCACAUGAUCUUCUACAUUAUACUGAACAGGAUUUCAUGGACUUUCCUAGGAGAGCUUUGAAUUCAGUGGUGUUUACAGAUGCCUCUAUUAUGGGGCUUUGAAAGGACUGAUAAUUCAGAAGAGCAGUGCUUUUUAAUCUGGAACUUCAAGUCCAAAAACUUGCAAUUGAUUACCGGAUACCGACCAUUGAUUUUGUGUUUUCUACCUCUUUACCUCAUUUUGGACAACACUGAUAAUACACUGUGCAUAUAUGUAUAUAUGUAAACAUCACCUUUGGAACAACUCAUUCUGGACAUGAAAAUCCAAUCCAAUAAAAAGUAAUGGAAUAACCUUUUGAGGAUUUUUCUAAUCAAAUAGGGAGCUUUCACCAAUCAUCAUACAAAUAGUUGCACCCAGUGGGAAUAAAUGUCAUGGAAUGACUUGGAAUGUCAGCGGGUCUUUGUCAUUGACAAAAUCCACUUUUGUGUCUGUGGAUUGGACUAACAAAUCCAUGUGUAGAGAGGCACAUACUCAGCGCCAAAGUGAACUGUUUGUUUUUACGCACUUGUCCAGAAGGCCAUGUGUUGUCCUGUUGUGGGUUAGUUUGGUACUAUACCAGUUUAAUGUUGGCCUUCAUUACAUGCACUUUGAUAGCCCACUGUUACAUUAAUGAGGUCCUGCAACCGCCAGCUCUACAGUGGCUUGCAAAAGUAUUCAUACCCCUUAAAAUCUUUUUCCCCAUUUUGUCACCUUACAACCACAAAAUCUGAAAACGUUCAAGGGGUAUGAAUAUAUUUGCAAGCCACUUUACAUUUUAGGAAUGACUUAGAUGCCCCACCGCCAGACAUAUCCACCACUGAAACUGUGUGCAGUGUUAUUGGACGUGCUACUAACACGCCACUCUUAUUGCGAAAUCCAAUGGAUUGAGUGCAUAUUCAAUCUCUAGAACUCCAUGACAAAACAUGUUACAUUACCCAUGCAUUAAAAUAAUAUGUCCAGGUGUGGUCCAUAACAAUCUAAUUUUAGUUCUUUAUUGUUUCUGGAUUUUUCUUGCUUCCA